AUCUUCGUUAUGCUCAGACAGUAAAGUUUUGACUAGGAAGGUUGUACAUCUUUGGUAGUUGAUUGACAAUUCAACAAAGGUCGACUUGACUGCUGCUGUUUGACUGACGGCAGCAUGAAUUCAGAUGCUGCAAUUUUACUCGAAACUGUCAACUUUGCUGCUGACAAACAUCGUAAUCAACGCCGCUUAGAUCCUGAAGAGACACCAUAUAUAAAUCAUCCAAUAGGUGUGGCAAGAAUUUUGAGCCAUGAAGGAGGGAUCACAGACAUUGUCGCUUUACAGGCAGCUUUGCUGCAUGACACAGUGGAGGACACCGACACUACUAUUGAAGAAUUGGAGGCCGUCUUCGGACCAACUGUUGCCAGGAUUGUCCAGGAGGUAACAGACGACAAGUCUUUACCUAAACAAGAGCGAAAACGUCUGCAGGUGGAGCACGCACCUCACUGCAGCCAACAAGCUAAGCUGGUCAAACUGGCUGAUAAGCUUUACAACCUUAGGGACCUCAACCGGUGUACGCCCAAAGGUUGGUCAGCGGAGCGGGUGCAGGAGUACUUUGAGUGGGCAGCGAAGGUAGUCAAAGGGCUCCGUGGCACCAACUCGGCUGUUGAGGAUUUACUGGAUCAACUAUUUAGGGAGAGAUCUGUUAGAAUCUAAUAUAGCUGUGUGUGUUCUUGGUUGAAUUGUUCUUGUUAUACUUUAACCAAUAAUGGGAUAAUAGUUAGCCUGUGUCUUUUUGAAGGACUGAAUAUCAAUCAACGCAAUUAUGUUAAUUUGUGAAAGGUACACUUGUCAUGCUAUCAUAAAGGCUGUGAAUAGAUCAGUCUUUACAUCUUUUUGGUCAUUUUUGUUGUAUAUGUCUACUUUUCGCUGCAUUGGACAGAUGACAGAAAUAUUUAUUUUUGUAUCAGAAUAAAUUGAGAUUCUUGAAAACACGGA
This is a messenger RNA of Sardina pilchardus (European sardine), 936 nucleotides long. RefSeq names its product HD domain containing 3 (gene hddc3). The transcript is spliced from 5 exons. The coding region runs from base 115 to 654 and encodes 179 amino acids. The record is from RefSeq and is a predicted model, not a curated record. NCBI's taxonomy places the organism in Eukaryota, Metazoa, Chordata, Actinopteri, Clupeiformes, Clupeidae. Gene Ontology annotation, molecular function: guanosine-3',5'-bis(diphosphate) 3'-diphosphatase activity.